CCGCCUGCUUUUUUUUGUGUGUGUGUGUCAGAUACUUGGUUCCUUUUCCUAUUCAUGCCUUGGGAGCAAAGGACCCAAACAGAUUCUUGGGGGAGGAGCAUAUGGAGGUGGGUCUGGCCAAACGGAUGUUCCCUGAAGAAGCUGGAGUGCAAUAGGGUGAGCGAAGAUCCUUCAAAACCCUGGUUUGUCUGUAAUGUUCCCCCCGCUGCCCCAAAGCAGCUGUUCAGCGUAAAAUAACCACCUGCUGCAAGCAUUUGUCGGGAUAGGACAGGAACGAGGGAAGUGAGAGCUAAACUAAGUGGAUGAUGCACACACAGCCAGAGAAGAGCAGGUGGUCUUCAGCCUGCAGCAACAAUUUGCUUGGUCUCCUCCUCUCUCCCUUUCUUGUUCUGCUCUCCCCACCAAUAUUUGUCUUUCAUGCAUUUUCCUCCCCUCUCUUUCUUCCUUGCUCUCGUUUGUACCAGGACUCAAGGCAGAUCCCCGGGUGGCCGCAGCGGCACCUCCUCUCCCCGCACGACCCCCAGCAACUCUCCGUCCUUGAGAAAACGCCUCCUGCAGCUGCCUGCCCGGCCUGCUCCGGAGCCACCCUUGGAGACCAUGGUGGAAAAGGGCACCGAUAACCCUGCUGAGCGGGCCCCUCCACAGGGGCCCCCUCCGGGCAACCCUCUCAACUACCCACUCAGUGGGCGCAGCUUUAUCCGCAAUAACAAGAAAAUGCAGAGCUGGUACAGUAUGCUGAGUCCCACCUAUAAGCAACGCAAUGAAGACUUCCGCAGGAUCUUCAAAGGGCUGCCUGAAGCUGAGCGGCUUCUUGUAGAUUACUCCUGUGCGUUGCAGCGUGACAUCUUACUUCAAGGACGGCUUUAUCUAUCGGAGAACUGGAUCUGCUUCUACAGCAACAUCUUCCGAUGGGAGACCACGAUUUCCAUCCAGCUCAAGGAGGUUAUAUGCAUUAAGAAGGAAAAGACGGCCAAGCUGAUUCCCAACGCAAUUCAAAUUUGCACCGAGACCGAGAAGCAUUUCUUCACGUCCUUUGGUGCCCGCGACCGAUGCUUCAUGCUAAUCUUUCGCCUUUGGCAGAAUGCGCUCCUGGAUAAGACAUUGCCCCCACGAGAACUCUGGCACAUUGUCCAUCAAUGCUACGGUUCUGAACUUGGCUUGACCAGUGAAGAUGACGAUUAUGUUUCUCCCAUCGAUGAUCUCAAUGGCUUGGGAAGCCACAAAGAAAUUGGAGAUGAUAUCGACCUGACUGAGCUGACUUCCCGCUGCAGCGCUGACCUCAAGCUGGACACCAGUCCCUUGCUGGACAAAAGGGACACCAGUCAGAGCAUCAACUCGCUGGCCAGCAGCAGUGAUGGGACCACAUCGCUGGCAGAGGAUCCGGAGGACAACACUGACAGCCAAAUGGAUGCUUCAUCCAGCCACACAGUGACCUCAGCCACGGAACCCCCCGCAGAUGAUUUGCUGCAGGGGUCUCCUGUGUCCCCCCCGGAGGGGGACCCGCCUCCCAGCGAGGAACUCCCCACUGACAUGAGUAAUUCCUCCUCUUCCACACAAGAUGAAGGUGAGGAUGGCCCCCAUCCUUCCUGGACUCUUCCAGAUCUUGGAUUAGAAGUCCUAAUCCAACCAUCUCUUUUUCCUCCUCCUCCAGCCGAAGUGGAAGCCUUCUUCACCGACUUGCCAGGGCGGCUCCUGAUUAAUGCCGUGUAUCACGUUGGCGCUGAGCGGCUGCAGCAAAUGCUCUUCAGCGACUCCCAGUUCAUACAUGACUUUUUGGACCAACGCAAGUUCACAGAUGUUACACUGACUUCAUGGAGUGGAGACAGCAAGUGUCAUCAAAGCCGUGUCAUCACCUACACCAUCCCCAUCAGUAACCCUUUGGGCCCCAAGGCUGCACCUGUGGUAGAGACCCAGACUCUGUUCCGUGCCAGUUCCAAGAAUGGAGGCUGUGUGGUUGACUCAGAAGUGGUCACCCAAGGCAUCCCUUACCAGGAUUACUUCUACACUGUGCAUCGAUAUUGCAUCACCACCAUAGCCAAAAGCAAGGCCAGGCUCAGAGUCUCCUCUGAAAUCCGGUAUCGGAAGCAGCCGUGGACCCUUGUGAAGACAUUCAUUGAAAAAAAUGCGUGGAGUGGUGUUGAAGAAUACUUCCAGCGCUUGGAGCUGGCACUGGUGCAAGCAGAAAAGGCUCUGCUAGAGGAGAGCUGCCAUGGCAAAGAACCCCGGGGUCUCUUGUCUGGAUUGCGUCGCAGGAAACGUACCCUGAGCUGGAGAGCUCCCCAUGUUGAACCCCCAAUGCCCACGCUACCCGACGGUGAAGGGGCGUCACGUACCAUUCGCCCCUCAGGCAGCCUGACCUCACGUCUUUCAGAACAACUACUGGAGCCAGGACAGGGACAGACCGUCUCCACCGUGAUCCUCGUCAUCAGUCUGGUUCUCUUAGUUCUCGUCAUCCUCAACAUGAUGCUCUUCUACCGGCUGUGGUCUCUGGAACACACAGCCCGAACUGUGGAGUCAUGGCAGACGUAUGCGCUCUCCAAUGGAAAACUUCCACAGACAGCCUCCGAAUGGGCAGAGAUUCUGGAGCUGCAGAAACAGUUCCACAGUGUGGAGGUGCAAAAGUGGAAACAGAUCCUGAAGGCAUCAGUGGAGCUGCUGGAUGAGAUGAAACUCUCCCUUGAGAAGCUGCAGCAGGGCAUCAUGGUGGCAGAGCCCCCGUUGGAGCCAGAGUGAAGCCACAGUAUCUUCUCUCUUGAGGAGGUUGCUGAGUUAUUGGAGGGAAGAUGCCCGAGACCCAUCUCAGAAACUGUUGAACCAGUGGUGCGGGGAUCCUGUGGGUGGUGGUGGGAGGAAAUAGCACUGUGCUCCUUGCCAGAUCCACCACCUGGACAUUAUCCUCAAGAGGGCCACUGGUAGCGAUGGAUCCCUUGGUGGAACCUGUUUUGCGGGGAACAUCACUUUCCAAUCAUUCCUCCUGGGGUAGUCCCUGCAGGGACUUCUCUUUAUCCCCUUCCCACUUCAGUGCUAUUUAUAGUCCACCCAGGACCCCCAGGAGUCCUUAUUUCCUGUAUCCUGGCACCAGUUCUUUUUUACAGCUAUUGUUUGGGGAGGAGGGAGGCUGGGAUCAAUUUUGGGAGGGGGGGUGGCCUCUGGAGCUGGGAUCUGCCUUUUGCCCGGAGACUUCACUCAGCAGUUACCUUAUGGAGGACAGCAACAAACCUAGAUUUGCAGUUCUCUCUCUCUCUCUCUUAUAUGCACAAGCUAUCAUGGACAGUGGGGAGAAAGCAAUGCAGAAGCUCCAGUUGGUUCAUGCCUUCUUUGGCUGUCAUUCCUCCUGCUCCUCUGCCCUGUCCUUCCUACCAUUUGGUGGCUCUGUUUGUUAACGUUCUUAAAAGGGAUCUUCUCAACACAUUACCUCUGAUAGGGUCAAGGCUCUUCAGGACCUCAUUUUCACACACUGAAAAGCAGAGAGCUGGACUACAGCCUUUUCUUGCUGGUUGCACAUGUUAACACAGAGAAUUUUCUGAACAAGGGGUCAACCUUGUUGAGUGUCCCUGUAACCUUGAAAAGUACAUACACCAGCAGUUCUAUAUACACAUAAUCUUGCUAGGUUGGAGUCCAGUCCAACCCUCCUUUUCACAGAAUGGUAUCUGACUUAUCAGCCAAGCUCUGCUCCUCUUUGACUGUGUUUACAGAACACUAAAUUCAAAAGUCUGAUGGAAGAACGCACCUGUUUUCCCACUGUGCAUAGCCAGGGUCGUAAGCUUAAUGCAGGGUUUCUCAACCUUGACAACUUUUAAGAUGCCUGGACUUCAACUCCAGAUAUCAAUUACGGACAGUUGGACAAUUCUGGGAGUUGAAGUCCAGACAUCUUAAUGUUGCUAAGGUUGAGAAACACUGGUUUAGUGUGUUAUCUGAACUGGAAAUAGUCACCAUUUGCGGUUUACUGAAAAUGGACUUUGUAGCCAAGGCAUGUUGCAGGUUUAAAUAUUCCAUAACCCCAAAUGGCACGUCUUUUUUGAUUUUGGAAAACGUGCUGAGGCUCUGGUUAACAAGCAGUGUAUAGCUCUUGAGAGUGGGGUAAAGUGCUAGUGUUCAUCCUUGAUAACCAGGCGUUUGGGUUUAGUGUGCCAUGCAAACAGAUAAUUUAGUACAAAAUGCUCCAAAUGGUGCUUUUUAGGGAAUGUUGUAUCUGGGCGCAGUCACGAAUGGCAGUUCCAUCUGGGUUUUAUUUUUUUUUAACCCUGUACAGCAUGCUACAUGUGCCACACAAGAGACUCUUACGUCUGCCUCUGCCUCCUGUACAGCUGGGCCUUUGCCUUCCCACAAGGAAACUGUAUUGUCACUGUAAAGUGAAGUUUCACUGCCAAUCUGGGCCUCUAAGCCCUUCAAAUAUACUGGUGGGGAGGGGGCACUGAAAUCUGCCCCCUCCUGGAGAGGGGGUUGUGUGUCUGUCAACUCUGUGUUCUCUUUCCCCAAAAACUUGGGAGGCCCAGGUUUCAGACCCUCUCCCUUUUUUUCCCUUCCCCCAUUAAAAUUGGGGGACGGGGGGGGUGGUCUCUUUCCUUCAGUUUUGUAGAUCUGUUCAGUAUUAAUAAUCCAGUGUGUUUGCAGUUCCAGAAAAACACCAGGGCUUAUUUAUUAGGGAGUGAAAUAAAGACCGUGGAUCGGA
Candoia aspera is the source of this 4672-nucleotide messenger RNA. RefSeq names its product GRAM domain containing 1A (gene GRAMD1A). Gene Ontology annotation, cellular component: plasma membrane; endoplasmic reticulum membrane; endoplasmic reticulum-plasma membrane contact site. Gene Ontology annotation, molecular function: cholesterol binding; cholesterol transfer activity. Gene Ontology annotation, biological process: intracellular sterol transport. The transcript is spliced from 18 exons. Bases 418 to 2733 code for a protein of 771 amino acids. NCBI's taxonomy places the organism in Eukaryota, Metazoa, Chordata, Lepidosauria, Squamata, Candoiidae. The record is from RefSeq and is a predicted model, not a curated record.